Molecule: messenger RNA, 5188 nt
Organism: Ictidomys tridecemlineatus (thirteen-lined ground squirrel)
Lineage: Eukaryota; Metazoa; Chordata; Mammalia; Rodentia; Sciuridae
Gene: Htr1b
Product: 5-hydroxytryptamine receptor 1B
Biological process (GO): positive regulation of MAPK cascade; adenylate cyclase-activating adrenergic receptor signaling pathway; regulation of behavior
Cellular component (GO): plasma membrane
Molecular function (GO): G protein-coupled serotonin receptor activity
Source: RefSeq, a predicted model, not a curated record
GCAGGCGUCCGCACUCGCCGAGCCGCACGAGUUGCAUGGCUCUGGCGGACUGGACUCGGACUCUAUAAAAGGAGCCCAUCUGCUCCGCCACUUACAGGCUUCUCCCAGGCUGGCGCUUGCCGGGUCCCUCCAGCUCUCUCAGACACCUACUCCUUCCCAGUGUGCGGCUCCAAGUACCCCAGACCCGCGCGCCCAGCGGCAUGGCUCCCAGCGGUGCUGGUGGAACCAAGGUGGUGGUGGCAGCGGCGGCACGACGCCAGCAGCCACAGCUCCAGUCCCCGAAUCCCCCCUCUUGCGGCCCCUUCUCCACGGGGCAGCUCGCCCAACUGGUCUGCGCGUGAAAAGAGAAGGAGGACAGCUACAGCGCAAGGCGCCGCGGAGCGCGGCUCCCAGACUUCACCCCACCCAGCUUGGCGGCUGCAAUCGCCGCAGGAAAGUGCCCCAGCGUGGGGCGGGGGUCGGGAAUGCAAGACCAAGAUUCUUGGCUGGCCUGCAAGCUUUGGUCUCUACUGCUAGAAAACUCCUGCGGGCGGAGUGUGCAGAUACAGGAGCGCCCAGGUUAGGAGAUGCUGAGCCCUGAGCAAUAGGGUAAGAGAUCCCACUUGACCCAGCCCCUAUCUUCAAGCAAUACCUCUCCCUUCUCCACUUUGUUUCUCCAGAGAGCAAAACCAGAGCUGGGCUGGGUGGGUCAGUUCUUCAGGUACCAGGGCUAGGACAGGGCGUGGAGAGGAGCAGUCAGUAACGCAGACGCAGCGCCAGGCGCACUGGAAGUGCAGAGGACGCGCCCGCCUGAUUGCCUGCUGCGAGGGUGACCUCUAGUUUCAGCAAGGAACCUGGGCGGAGGAGUUAGAGAGAAACCCACGGAACUGACUUCAAGGCGAGACCAGACUGUGGUCUCUAUGAACCUUCCAUUUUCAGCUGUCCUCCUCGUCCGCUCCAUGCCCAAGAGCUGCGCUCCAGAGCUAGGGCCAGAAGAGCCAUGGAGGGACCGAGUGUUCAGUGCGCCCAGCCGCCGCCCGCGGGAUCUCAGAUCGGGGUACCCCAAGCCAACCUCUCUGCUGCUCCCUCCCACAACUGCAGCGCAGCGGAGAGCUACAUUUACCAGGACUCCAUUGCCCUACCCUGGAAAGUACUGCUGGUUGUGCUGCUGGCGCUCUUCACCUUGGCCACCACGCUUUCCAAUGCCUUUGUGAUCGCCACGGUGUAUCGGACCCGGAAGCUGCACACCCCGGCUAACUAUCUGAUAGCUUCCCUGGCCGUCACCGACCUGCUUGUGUCCAUCCUGGUGAUGCCCAUCAGCACUAUGUACACGGUUACGGGUCGCUGGACACUGGGACAGGUGGUCUGCGACUUCUGGCUGUCGUCGGACAUCACCUGUUGCACUGCUUCCAUCAUGCAUCUCUGUGUCAUCGCCCUGGACCGCUACUGGGCCAUCACGGAUGCCGUGGAGUAUUCAGCUAAAAGGACUCCCAAAAGGGCGGCUGUCAUGAUCACUCUGGUGUGGGUCUUCUCCAUCUCUAUCUCUCUACCACCCUUCUUCUGGCGUCAGGCCAAAGCCGAGGAAGAAGUGUUGGACUGCUUAGUGAACACCGACCACGUCCUCUACACGGUCUACUCCACGGUGGGUGCUUUCUACUUACCCACCCUGCUCCUCAUCGCCCUCUAUGGCCGCAUCUAUGUGGAAGCCCGCUCGCGGAUUUUGAAACAGACGCCCAACAAGACCGGCAAGCGCUUGACCCGAGCCCAGCUGAUCACAGAUUCCCCUGGGUCCACGUCCUCUGUCACCUCCAUUAAUUCGCGGGCUCCCGAUGUGCCCAGCGAAUCUGGGUCUCCAGUGUAUGUGAACCAAGUCAAAGUGCGAGUCUCCGACGCUUUGCUGGAAAAGAAGAAACUCAUGGCCGCUAGAGAGCGCAAAGCCACCAAGACCCUGGGGAUAAUUUUGGGAGCAUUUAUUGUGUGCUGGCUGCCCUUCUUCAUCAUCUCCCUGGUGAUACCUAUCUGCAAGGAUGCCUGCUGGUUCCACAUGGCCAUCUUUGAUUUCUUCACGUGGCUAGGCUAUCUAAAUUCCCUCAUCAAUCCCAUCAUCUAUACCAUGUCCAAUGAGGAUUUCAAACAAGCGUUCCAUAAACUGAUACGUUUUAAGUGCGCAAGUUGACUUGCCAAUUGCAGUGGGGUCGCCUAAGCGACCUUUGGGGACCAAGUUGGGUCUUUCCACAGGUAGGUGGAAUCUUCUUUCGCUGUUACUGGGUCCGAACAAGGCUCUCUCUUCUGGGCAAGGGCAAUGGAUCCUGAGAAGCCAGGACAGCCCUGAGAGCUCUGAAAGGAGAACUGUUCAAACUAAAUGUAGAGCUUCCCUGCUGAGGAGAAGGUUCACCUCCUCCCCUCAAACCUUGGGCUCAGCACAGAUACUGCGGCAGCCAAUCACAAAGGGGUUUGCAACUUAAAAAUUGAUGAUGGAUAGGUGAUCCCUGCCCUGCUUUAGUAUCAUGGAUGAUGCCCUCUAAAGCCAGUGGUACUUGUAGUUGUUGUCUGAAGCCUGUCUGAGACAGAUCUACAAACAGCCUGGCAGUACUUGAACUAGACACUUAAUACCCUGUGUUUUGGGGAGAACAUUGUGUUACAGCUUAAUUUAAGAACAGUUACUUUGGCAUUCUUCAGUCUUCAGUUUUUGUUUAUUUAAACUUGGUUGGAGAAACUUGUGGAUUUGGUGCUUCAAACCCUAAAUGUGUCUUGGAUGGCACAGAGAACCCUGAAGAGUUAACAGCAAAAUUCUGAUGCUAAGAUCUCUAUUUUUAUUAUAUUGAAACUAUAUAGGGUGGGCGGGUGGGAGUGGGAGAUGGGAGUGAUAUAUUGAGAAUCAACACCUAUGAUUGUUUUCUGCAGAUUUCUAAUUUUUUAAAUUCUUGUUUAGUGAUUGUCAAACUACAACUUUCACAACUCAAAAUAUUUUGUGUGCUAGUGCCAAAGUCUGCAGAUUACUUUAUUUUUCCUCCCUAUUUCCAUGUGCUUGUCAUUUUACAUACUCAAAUCCCCAUAAAUGAAGGGUAUAAUGGGCAAUUCAGCCCAAAGUGCUGCUAUAUGUCUUAUUAAUGCAGUCGGUUAAACCGAUUAGUAUUAGAUAUUUAUUGUUCCUUGAAAAGAAAAGUAUCUCUCUUCUUUAUCCAAUUAGGUGAAAUGUAAAGAAGACUAAUGAAAUAGGAAUGGUUUUUUAUACAGCUAAGGAAUAAGGGGGGCAAUGGAGGAUGUAUAUUUUGACUUGUAAAAAAAAAUCUUAAAAUGCAUGAGACAUUUUUUCUGAUAGUCAUUUGCACUCUCCUCCCCAUCUGUGAUUCCUUUGUGUGUGAGCAUAUAAAGUAACCAGGAGAACUAGUUUUCUUCUCCAGAAAUCUUUAAUAUGCAGCAAGAGCCCUAAAAUCUGUAUGUAUUGGGAUAGGAGAAAGAAACUUGUUUCAUUUUUCUUGCUAUUAAAGUUUGGGUAGGAACAAAGAUUAUUAGAAAAUAAAAUGCAAGAAAUUUUGAAAAGCUUAGAGAGGCUGAAAUUGAGCCUAUUUUCUUUAAAAUAUAUAGAACCAAACCUCAGAUUUACCAACCAGGAAACUGGCAAGCCUUUUAACCUUAGAAAUUUGUCACAGACCUGUCAUCUCAAAGAAUAUAAUAUUUCGAAUACUUUAGACGUAUCUUUUUCCCCCCAAGUUUGACUUGGUUAUUUCAAAUUUAUUAUGAGGACUUCCCAUUCCAGGGUAAAAUCACACACUAAAAGAUUUUUUAAAAUACAUUAUCUUAAUAAGCCGAAGUAUUCCUAAAGGAUCAACUGCAUGGAAAAAACAUGUGUACACAGAGCAUUUAAUAAGCCAAAGAUUCAUACCCCUUUCUUCAGAGGGAUAACUGUAGAUGAUAUGAUUUAUCUGCAGAAGUGAGUUAUCUUUAAAAUGGAUUCACUCUCUGCUUGAAGCUCCCCAGUCCAGAUCCUCAGACAAUAGAUGUGUUGAGCUGAAGUACACUGCUUGCCUAAUGCACAGAACUUUGCUUUGGGUAAUGACUAUGGAAAAUGUAGUAUUCAAAAGUUCACAUGUAAGCUAAGUAAAAAAGGAAAUUUUAAUCAAUGUUAUACCGGUCACUGGAGUAAGAUAAAAAUUUUAGGCAUUGGAUAAUCCUAUACUUUUGCUGGAUUCCCCAGGUUAAUUUGUUCACUUUUUGUAACAUUUCUCCCAUGGAGGAAUGUACACAGAGCAUGUUAUUUUUUGUGUGUGUGUUAUUAAUAUGUUGGUCUUCUGUUUAUGUGGCUGUGUUUUCUUGGGGCCUAAGAGGUAAUUAAGUCAACUUCUAAGAGCCUUAGUGGGGGGGGGAAAUUAAUUGAAACAAAUAGCUACUUACAAAUGAUUUCUUCAUUGGGCACCUGCAAUGAUUGUGUCCUCAUAUUAACAAAACAAGGUCAAUUUAGUCAAAGGGGUUGUUUGCCAUUUUGUAAAUUACCCACCUUAAUUAUUGCUUGACUAUUUGGCUGAAUUGACUGGAUUUGGAGCAUACUGUAUCAAGUAAAAGCUUGCAAACUCUUGUAGUUAUGAGAUCUAGAAUCAUCAUCCAGCAUUGCACAUGAUUAUGCAAAGUGUAUUAUUCAUCCCAGGGGUAUGCAGUUAAGACUGUUAAGCUCUUUUUCAGUUACUAUUGCCUACAGCAUAGUUUAUUUCAUAAACUAGACACGUGGCUUUUUUGCAGAACAUAAAAUGAGAGAUGGAAAUGUUUAACUUACAUAGAAAUGAAAAUAUAUUUUCAUUGUCUGUGGUAACAAAUAACAUAUUUCCAUAAUGUUUAAUUGCACAAAAUUUCACACAGAUAUAUGAAUGUAUACUCAUCUAAAGAUACCAAUAUUGUCUUGUAUUUCUAGGAAUUUUAGAGUUUCCUUUUAAAAAAUGGACACUGCACCCAUGAAUGAAUGUUUAUUGAGUUCAGCAAAUUUCCUGCUGAACAAUAUUUGUCACUUUUCCUCUCUAUUAUCUUAGUUUUGUCUUCUUUAACCAGGAAACCCUGAGAGGACUAUAAUUCACUCAGUCAAGUAAGUGUAUUCAAUGGAGUUGCUGUGACUGAAAAUUGCCUUUGGUAUUCCACGUUUCAGCAAAUGUAUAACUAAAAGUGAAAUUUCAGAAAAUAAUGAAAUAAAAGUUCUUUUUGCGUUCUACAAAUCAUUGAA